This is a messenger RNA of Anisakis simplex (herring worm), 489 nucleotides long. The record is from the annotation of a GenBank genome assembly. NCBI's taxonomy places the organism in Eukaryota, Metazoa, Nematoda, Chromadorea, Rhabditida, Anisakidae.
UUGGUCGUGAUUGCUGCGUUGAGUAUAACUGAGGCGAGUCCUGCGAAACGAUUCUCAGGUCUAGGAAUUGCUGGUAUUGGAAGUAUUGGAGGCAUUGGAGGCGCAGCCGGAUGUGUCGUUACGGGAAAUAAAUUGUUCGCGAAUGGUAUCUUCCUGAGAGAUUUGACAUCGGCCGAACAGCAAGAAAUGGUACAAUACGAGAAAGAUGUCAAAAAAUACAAAGAGGAAGUAAAGAAGAUAAUGGAAGAUAAACGUGAAGAAUUCCACUCGGCACGUAAACUCAAGUCAAACAAAGUGUCUGAGGUGGCUAAAUCCCUAAAGGGUCAAUUCCCGAAAGCUCCCGAGAAGCCGUCGUUCUGUUCAGACAUUGAUACAACUCAAUACUACUUCGACGGAUGUAUGGUUCAGGGUGGGCAAUUGUUGAGUGAACUACAAUAUGUGAUCGAUCGUAGUUCAGCUCGUGAGCACUCACUAUUGCACGUAUGCUGA